GUCACGCUUUCCGGAUAUCUUGUUUCCGCCAAGACCGGUCUUGUUAUAUACGUCUGGGAUUCAGCAUGGCCGGAGCUGGUGCAAAUGUGGGUUGUGUUAACCCUUGUUGUUUUUUGAUGUUUUGAUACCUGUGAGGUGCCACAGCGAUUCAUUUACCUCUUGUGAAGCCAUUAUCAGAAUAAAGUCUUCAACACUACACAUGGUUUCGAGGUCAUUAAUCCGCAGUUGCACCAGUCUGGGACUGAGACUGCACAGUAAAUGAAUCGCUUCUACACGGAUCAGGAUCAUUCUACCUGAGGCUGGGCCUACCAUUCCCACUUCCCUUGGACAGUGGCGUGCGGACCAUACCUACCUGGAGAGGCAUCCAAUCCUGUCGGUUGCGUGGGACAUUGCGUUACAUGUCGAACAUUCUGUAUACAUUCCGUUACAUGUAGAACAUUCCAUUAUAUAGUACAAUAUUCUUGGACAUGAACUAUUGUCAUGUAUAACUGUUAAUAUUCAGUGGCUUUAUGCAUUUUCAAUUGUACGUAUAUGGUCAAACAAUUUGGUGCUACAGGAAUGUGAUAUGUCAAUAAGUAGGAUUGCAUUUUUCUUAAGCAUGCUUUGAAAAUUUGUGCUGUAAUUAUGUAGCAAAAUAAUGCUUGAGUAGAUAUUUGAAUUUUAUCUUGCUGCGAAUUUGACGACAAUCAUUUUUCUGUCAACUGUCAAUGUCACACUUGUGUACUGUGAAAGAAAAUUUAUUUUUUUCAAUUGUACAUGUGUACAGCAUUUGAAACAUUAUUGUGUGUACUCUGAAAUGUUUAUGCUCAUUUAGAAGGGUGGUCAUUUUUCGUAUGUAUAGAUUACAUCAUUUAAUUAAUAUUGAAAUGCAAAGAUAAGUGUAUUACAUUGACACAAAAUGGCUGAUAAAGACAGUAGUACUAUAAGCAGUAUUAAAGUAGAGGAUCAUGAUGAACUUCAGGGCAAAAGUAGAAUUAAAACAAAAACAGAAAAAGGCCAAGCCCUAUAUGAGGACACUGUUAGGAAAUAUCUUAAUAAUUGUGACGCUGUUUGGUCUGACAUUGAAGAUAUAACAGUGAAAGUUGACGAAUAUAGAUCACAAUCUGACUUUAAAUCUUUAAGACAUUUAGAUAGACAACUACAGGCAUUACAAGUGAAACACCGAGAGGAAUCCGAAGAUUUUGUGGCCUACCUUACACGUACAAACACUGUGGACAGUUUAUCGGAGUUAAGGAUUCAAGAACUUUUAAAGGUCAAAUGUCAGGACAUUAUAAGGGAAUUGUGUCGGAAAAUUCGGGAGGCGAGAAUUGAUGCCACAGAGAGACUGUCUCAAAGAGGCUCUGCAAGCCUACACACAAGGUCAGAGGUCGGAGAAACAUCGGUGAUGGGCAGCAUUCUGACACAGAAGAGGAUGGAGGUGGAGGCUCACCGAGCCAGACUACAAUAUGAAGCCAGAGAAUUAAAGUUACGAAAGCAAAAGGCGUCGUUGGAGGAAAUGGAAGCCAAGCACAAAGCAGAACAGGCUCGACAGAAGGAGGAGUUAGAUGCCGAGUUUCUCCUAUUAGAACAGGAACGCAAGUUCGCAGUAGCUGAAGCAGAAGUGAAAGCACUUGAGAACACAGGAAUGAACAGUAGGCGUGUUUCUCCAGUAUCGUCAUUGCUGGAAGAACCAGUUGACAAGACACAGCUAACAGCAAAGUAUAUUUAUGAGAGCUGCCCAGUGGAAAAUGUGGUAAGUGCUGCGUUGCCAGUAACCGUUGAACCACCUUUGACAAACCCUGAAUAUAAUGAACACAGAAGCUCGUUAAACCCUCAUGCAGCUCCCUUUGAACUUAAUGAAGUGAAACAGACUCAUGAUAGCAGUGUUGUUGGAGAUCUUACCAAGUUCUUGUUGAAGAAGGACCUUCUAUUUUCACGGUUUUACAAAUUCAGUGAUCGUCCCGAGGUCUUUGCUACAUGGAAAGCAAGUUUCCUUAGCAUAACGCAAGAACUAGAAGUUACGCCCUUUGAGGAAGUUGAUUUACUGUUAAAGUUUCUAGGACCGGAGUCAAGUAAGUUUGCUUCAAGCAUACGGGCUGCAAAUGCUGCUUAUCCAGAGAGAGGCUUAAAACGUAUAUGGGAGAGACUGGAGGAACGUUACGGGUCACCGGAACUCGUUGAGUCAGCCCUGAAAACCAAGCUGGAACAUUUUCCGCGAUUAACGACAAAGGAUAGUAAGCGGCUUUAUGAACUGGCAGACAUACUAGCUGAGAUUGAGGCAGCCAAGGAAAACCCGAAAUAUGCUACUCUCCUAUCCUAUUUUGAUUCGUCAUCAGGUAUUCUACCUAUAAUCAACAAGCUUCCAUACAACUUGCAAGAAAAAUGGACGAAUCAUGCUUCAACCUAUAAAAGGAAAUACGAUGUGUCAUAUCCUCCUUUCACAUUCCUAGUUCAGUUUCUUCAAGAAAUGAGCCGCAUACGCAACGACCCAGGUUUCCAGUAUGAUGGUCAGUUUAAACCAAAAAGUAAGGAGCAUGUGACAUCUGUUGCGAACAGUGGUAGCAAUAUCAGAGAGCGUGUGUCAGUGAGAACAAACAAGACUGAAUUUGUGACAAAGACUGGUAAAGAACUUUCGCAGGUUUGUGUGAUUCAUGCAAACAGUCAUACACCUCAUUCGCUUCAGGAUUGUCGUGUAUUCAAUUCUAAGAGGAUUCCAGAACGCAAGAAAAUGUUGAAAGAAAAAGGAAUCUGUUUUCGCUGCUGCAGUGCAAAACACAUGGCCAGAGAUUGUAAAGUGAACAUAAAAUGUAGUGUAUGUGGAAGUACAGAACAUUGUAGUGCACUUCAUCCCAUUGAUGUCAAGGUCCGAGAUUCGCACAAGGAGCAUGGCGGGGAGAAACUUGCUGUAGACUGUACAACAACAGAUUCUAUGUUUCCAGUUUCAGCCUCAUGUUUACAAGUUUGUGGGAAACAAUUUUCUGGUAAAUCGUGUGCCAAAAUGUUGCUUGUUAGAGUUUACAGAUAUGGAGAACGGGAGAAGGCUGUUGUCAUGUAUGCAUUAGUCGACGAUCAGAGUAACAGGUCGUUAGCCCGUAGUGAAUUCUUCGAUAAGUUGAACAUUUACUCUGAACCAAGGAGCUACACAAUAACUUCCUGUUCUGGUACAGUACCCACUUAUGGACGGCAAGUUAAUGGGCUUGUAAUCGAAUCUUGGGAUUCAACACAAACAUUGAAUUUGCCUACCAUCACGGAAUGUGAUAAUAUCCCUUGUAAUCGGGAUGAUAUAGCAACACCGGAAAUCGCGCAACACUACCCUCACCUUGUAGAUAUUGCGUCCGAUAUUCUACCUCUGAAUGAGGCGCCUGUAUUACUUUUGCUGGGACGGGAUCUGGUGGAAGCACAUCAUGUUUUAGACCAGAGAGUUGGCAGCUGCUCGCCUUAUGCCCAGAAGCUUCCAUUAGGCUGGGCCCUAAUUGGAGAAGCCUGUUUGGAUAAGGUCCAUGUCCCAGAUGAAUUCUGUGUAAAGAAGACACAUUUAGUUGGAGAUGGAAGAACUUCCAUUAUGCCUCCAUGCACAAGCAAUUUCACAUACAGUGAAGGUCAUGGACUGGGCUCCAGAAAACCAAAUGACUUUGGAACCUCACUUUUUGAGCGCACAGCUGAUGAUGAUAAACCGGGUUUAUCAAUAGAAGACAGAGAGUUCCUAAGGAUUAUGGAGGCGCACUGUAAACGGAAUGAAGAAGGAAGCUGGGUUUCCCCACUGCCAUUUAGAACUCCUAGAGAUAGAUUACCAGAUAACAGAGCAGUGGCAUUGAGACGUGCUAGGAUCUUGAGUAAAACCUUGGACAGGAAUCCUGGCAAGCGAGAUCACUUUCAUGCCUACAUGGAAGGGAUAUUGGAAAGGCAUGCGGAACUAGCCCCACCCUUGAAGCCCUCUGAGGAAUGCUGGUAUUUGCCAAUAUUCGGGAUCUACCACCCAAAGAAACCAUCAAAGCUGAGGGUCGUAUUUGAUUCUUCAGCAAAGUUUGAGAACACGUCAUUGAAUGAUGUCUUGCUCUGCGGACCGGACUUGACCAAUAGUCUUGUUGGUGUGUUACUCCGUUUCCGGAAAGAUGCAGUUGCUAUAGUAGCAGACAUUGAGCAAAUGUUCUUCGGAUUCAUUGUCGCAGAGGAGCAUAGGAAUUAUUUGAGGUUUAUGUGGCAUCGUGAUAAUGACCCCAGUAAGGAACUUACGGAAUACAGAAUGUGCAAACAUGUCUUUGGAAAUGCACCAUCUCCAGCCAUUGCCACAUAUGGUUUGAGAAAGGCAGCUAGUGUAGAUCCUACAACAAGUGAGAAUGUGUUAAACUUUGUGAACAAUAACUUUUAUGUUGAUGACGGUCUGCUAUCUACAACAACGCCUGAGAAGGCUAUUGAAGUGAUGAAGAAGACACAAGCUGCCCUAUUGACUGGUGGAAAUUUACGUCUCCAUAAAAUUGCUUCCAAUAAUAUGGAUGUUGUCAAUGCAUUCGCACCAGAAGAGAGAUCAUCAGAUCUAGAGAAUAUGGACUUAAGUGUUAUGGAUGAUGUUCCAUUACAAAGAAGCUUGGGUCUACAUUGGAGCUUGCAAAAUGAUUACUUUACAUUCCAAGUGAAGUUUGAAGAGAAACCCUGUACUAAGAGAGGUGUCUUGUCUACACUCCACAGUGUAUUUGACCCUCUUGGCUUUGUCGCUCCAUUUAUUCUUUUGGGCCGCAUGAUUUUCAGGGAGCUGAUGGACCUGUCUUGUGAUUGGGAUGAUCCUUUACCAUGGGAAUUAGAGAGACGAUGGACAGAAUGGAAGAAUAGUGCAGGUGAUUUAUCCUUCCUCCAGAUUCCUAGAAUGUUUACUUCCAUUCCUACCAGUGAGGCCACCAGGACAGAGCUCCAUGUGUACUCAGAUGCCUCAGAACAAGCUGUGGCAGCAGUAGCGUAUCUAAAAGUAUUUAGGACAGAUGAUGAACAUGAGUUGGGCUUUGUAUUUGGAAAAUCCAAACUUUCACCCAAACACGGACAUACGAUACCUAGACUGGAGCUUUGCUCUGCUGUAUUAGCAUCCGAAAUUGCUACUGCUGUAACCAGACAACUAGAUGUCCCAGUUGACGCUACAUACUUCUACUCUGACAGCAAGGUUGUCUUGGGAUAUUUGUACAACAGAACAAGAAGGUUUUAUACAUAUGUGAGUAACAGAGUAGACAGGAUACUGCGUGUUUCUAGAGCAGAGCAAUGGAAUUAUAUUCCCUCAGAGCAAAACCCAGCAGAUGUAGGGACUAGAGGAGUUCUGGCCAAGAAUCUAAAAGACUGUUAA
Molecule: messenger RNA, 5305 nt
Organism: Saccostrea echinata
Lineage: Eukaryota; Metazoa; Mollusca; Bivalvia; Ostreida; Ostreidae
Exons: 2
Coding region: 899-5305 (1468 amino acids)
Source: RefSeq, a predicted model, not a curated record